CAUCUCUACGCGUCCCAGCACGCUCUGGGAGACAAAUAAAAUACGAAAACAACAUAAAACCCCUCUUAUAUUUCACCCCUCUAACUCCGUCUUUGAAUACUCGAACCCGCGAAUCCCUGAAUAGUUCCGCUACCACCGCUACAUACUCGCUAAGAUGUCGACACUCUUCGGGGGCAACACCGCCUCCACAGCUGCUUCCACCAAUAACACCCAAGGUGACCUCAGCAAAGAUGUAGAGGUCACCUCCCCACCCGAGGACAGUGUAUCUGAUCUCUCCUUUUCUUCUCAAUCCGAGCAUUUGGCAGUUUCUUCCUGGGAUAGCAAAGUGCGAAUAUAUGAAAUAUCAGAAACGGGACAAUCAAUCGGGAAAGCUUUGUAUGAUCAUCAAGCCCCAGCACUAUCGGUUCACUGGUCCAAGGAUGGCACCAAAGUUGUCUCUGGUGGUGCCGACAAAGCUGCUCGCAUGUUUGACCUUCAGUCCGGUCAGGCCACUCAGGUGGCAGCCCAUGAUGAACCUGUAAGCUGCGUGCGGAUGUUUCAAGCGCCGAACGCCGGUGAAAUGCUUGUUACGGGCUCUUGGGACAAGACACUCAAGUAUUGGGACCUUCGACAACAACAGCCAGCGGCCAUGGUCCAGAUUCAAGAUCGUGUGUAUACGCUAGAUGUCUCUCAAGGCUUGCUUGUCACUGGGACUGCGGAACGAUAUAUCAAUGUUAUCAAUCUUGCCAAUCCUACCGCGAUCUUUAAAACCAUCCAAAGUCCGCUAAAAUGGCAAACUCGGGUGGUAAGUUGUUUCCCUGAUGCCUCCGGAUUUGCUGUAGGUAGUAUCGAAGGAAGAUGCGCAAUACAAUAUGUCGACGAUAAGAAUGCCAGUAUGAACUUUUCCUUUAAAUGUCACCGUGAAACCCCCUCCACUGGUAUCGCAAAUGUUUAUAGUGUCAACGCGAUAUCCUUUCAUCCCACCUUUGGAACGUUUUCUACUGCUGGUUCGGAUGGUACAUUCCAUUUUUGGGACAAGGACGCGAAACAUCGUCUUAAAGGAUUCCCCUCCGUCAAUUGGUCCAUUCCAGCUGCCUCUUUUAACAGAAACGGAUCGAUAUUCGCUUAUGCAAUUAGUUACGAUUGGAGCAAAGGGCAUCAGGCGAACAAUCCUCAAUACCCAAUCAAAGUCAUGCUCCACCCGAUCAAAGAAGAUGAAGCUAAACCAAGGCCUCCUGCCAAGAAGCGGUAAUCGGGAGCGCUGAUAGACCGGAAGGUGGAGAAGGGAGGCUUCCGAUGAGACUGUUCCGGAUCGCUGCUGAGGUGCUAAGGGCUUCUCGCCGGUUGCUGGCUCUUUGCUUCUUUGCGCUUUUAGAGGCCGAGGAGUUUCCUGAAGCAUGAGAAGAAGAAAAGUUGGGGAGAGGGGGCGUAAUUGAUGAGGGGGUUGAUAAUCAUAUUCACUUGUAUCGGUAGGCUCAAUGGAAUUUCGUUUUCCUUUUUCA
This is a messenger RNA of Tuber melanosporum (Perigord truffle), 1481 nucleotides long. RefSeq lists its product as uncharacterized. The record is from RefSeq and is a predicted model, not a curated record. Gene Ontology annotation, cellular component: nuclear pore. Gene Ontology annotation, biological process: RNA export from nucleus; transcription-dependent tethering of RNA polymerase II gene DNA at nuclear periphery. Gene Ontology annotation, molecular function: RNA binding; ubiquitin binding. The transcript has 4 exons. Lineage: Eukaryota; Fungi; Ascomycota; Pezizomycetes; Pezizales; Tuberaceae. The coding region runs from base 155 to 1231 and encodes 358 amino acids.